AUGGUGAAUUCCAUUUACUACGAUCCCAACGACGACCGCGACGACGAAGCGCUGGGGAAUAAGGUCCAUGCCGACGCCAACACUUUGGAUUCGAUCAAAAGCAGUGGUGAGGCUGUGGCCCAGGUCGAUGAGAUUCAGGAGUCUGGAGACGAGACGAGGGAAAGGUUCCCUAUUGAGCGCAGAUUGGCUUGA
Cladophialophora psammophila CBS 110553 is the source of this 192-nucleotide messenger RNA. RefSeq lists its product as uncharacterized. Bases 1 to 192 code for a protein of 63 amino acids. The record is from RefSeq and is a predicted model, not a curated record. The transcript has a single exon. Lineage: Eukaryota; Fungi; Ascomycota; Eurotiomycetes; Chaetothyriales; Herpotrichiellaceae.